ACGAUUUUGCAUUUCCAGGGGAGAGAACUGUAUGUAAACAAUACAGUUCUCUCCCCUGUCAGCUCAUGCACACUGCUUUGUAUGGCUCUGCCAUACAAAGUUAUACAAAGCAGUGUGCUUACAGUGGAAAGCACACAUACAGCCUCAUAGUAAAACACACACAGCACACAGUUAACACUUUGAUUGCCCCAGAUGUUAACCCCAUCCUGCCCAGUGCCAUUAGUACAGUAUCAGUGCUUUUUAUUAGCCCUGAUCACUGUAUUGGUGUCACUGGGGAUGUCAGUAACACCAAGUCAGUUCCCCCCAGUGGCAGAAUACCCACCGCAGUCCCAUUAUAAGUCGCUGAUUGCCGCCAUUACUAGUAUAAAAAAA
Messenger RNA from Staurois parvus, 372 nucleotides. Lineage: Eukaryota; Metazoa; Chordata; Amphibia; Anura; Ranidae. The record is from the annotation of a GenBank genome assembly.